CUAGCGCCAUCAUACAUCGACAAAAAGUCUCCUUGAACAGAUUUCGUACUGCAAUAGCCAUCGGUCUCUUUUUGCGUAGAGAGUACACUAAAGACAAGCGAGAACACCGGGCGACGCAUCGCUCGCAAUGCCCAAGGACAAGCGUCGACGCACUGCUCUGCACGAACAACCCAUCCGUCUCUCAAAACGCCAGUUCGCAGUUCAAGAUGAUGCUGUUGAACAUGUGGACGUCGGUGCACAAGCUGAUGCAUCUGGCACAGAAAUUCUGCAGUCCGUAGACUCAGAAGCCAUGUCCCGCCCUCUAUCAAUGAAGAAAAAGGAAAAGCAGGCGUUGAGGCAUGAACUAUUUAUGCAACGAUUGGUGUCUGCUCCAGGAUUGGAGUCUGCUCCAGGAUUGGAGUCUGCUCCAGGAUUGGAGUCUGCUCCAGGAUUGGAGUCUGCUCCAGGAUUGGAGUCGUCGCGAGCUCCCUACUCGAAAUCUCGUGAGCGCCGACUCAGGCGAAAGGCGAGAGAGCAAUUGGCCGAGGGCGUGGAUGACCUCAAGGCUGUCAUAUUGGAAAUGGACGACGACAUACCCAGCUCGGUGGUAGAAUCCGCUCGUCAAUGUGCAACCGAUGCGUCUACUGCUAAUCAAAGGAGAAAAGCGCCAAAUGGGUUGAUUGGUGAAGGCAAAGGAGCUCCUCUCACCAAGGCAGAAAGAAAGCGCGCGCUACAACUCGAGCGACAACGGAUCCCCUUGAUACUGUCGACACCAGAGUUCGCAUCCAACCCCUUCCAGACUAUCCGCAUUCACGCGCAAAAUACGCUUGUCAAGCAUCAACCUCCAGAAUGAGGAGCGUCACCAUAGCAUGCCUGCGGCCCUAUUGACCGCGAAUCCUCGGC
Molecule: messenger RNA, 882 nt
Organism: Laetiporus sulphureus 93-53
Lineage: Eukaryota; Fungi; Basidiomycota; Agaricomycetes; Polyporales; Laetiporaceae
Exons: 5
Coding region: 128-832 (234 amino acids)
Biological process (GO): maturation of SSU-rRNA from tricistronic rRNA transcript (SSU-rRNA, 5.8S rRNA, LSU-rRNA)
Cellular component (GO): 90S preribosome; preribosome, small subunit precursor; nucleolus
Source: RefSeq, a predicted model, not a curated record